This is a messenger RNA of Morus notabilis, 2337 nucleotides long. Its product is annotated as putative pentatricopeptide repeat-containing protein At1g12700, mitochondrial. The coding region runs from base 20 to 1336 and encodes 438 amino acids. NCBI's taxonomy places the organism in Eukaryota, Viridiplantae, Streptophyta, Magnoliopsida, Rosales, Moraceae. The record is from RefSeq and is a predicted model, not a curated record. Gene Ontology annotation, molecular function: protein binding. The transcript has 3 exons.
UCGACCUGAAAUCGGAACAAUGAAUAUUCUGAUCAAUUGCUUCUGCCGUUUGGAGAAGGUGAAAGUAGCUUUCUCUGUUAAAGCAACUAUCUUUAAACGCGGCCUCAAGCCGGAUUCUCAUACACUAAGUACACUGCUCCACGGGCUUUGUAAACAGGGCUCAAUGGUUGCGGCGAGGGAGUUGUUUAAGGAAAUAGUAGAGAGUGAUUAUUUGUGUGAUAAAGCCAGUUAUGCGACUAUGAUCAAUGGAUUUUGUAAGACCGGAGAAUGUGGGAAGGCACUUGAAAUGCUUAAACAAAUGCAUAACAAUAGAAGGAUUCAACCUGUUGUACAUUGUUUCACUCCGAUUAUUGAUAGCCUUUGUAAACAAGGACUAAUAGACGAGGCGUUGGGCUUGUUUCAAGAUAUGGUCAACCGCGGUGUUCUGCCAAAUGUCAUUUGUUAUACUUCUGUGAUUCACGGAUUGAGCAAAUUAGGUUGUUGGGAAGAAGCCAAGGGAUUUCUAACCGACAUGCUUGGUCGUGGGGUUUCCCCCAAUUUACGUACCUAUAACGCUCUAGUUGAUUCGCUAUGUAAGGGAGACAAAACGAAGGAAGCACUUUCGUUGUUUGGGUUGAUGACUAGAAAGGGCAUAGAGCCUACUAUUGUCACAUUCAAUUCUCUUAUUUCUGCUUUGUGCAAAUCUGGUCAAUGGAGCGAAGCAACACAAUUUUUAGAAAACAUGGCACAUUACGGAAUCUCUCCUGAUAUUGUUACUUUGAAUUCUACGUUGGACGCUCGGUGCAAGGAAGGGUACACCGGGGAGGCACUUUAUCUCGUGGAAGUAAUGAUGGAGAAAGGUUUAGUUCCUGAUGUCCUCGCAUACAGCUCUUUACUUUGUGGAUUAUGUCAUUCAGGUAAACUAGAAGAGGCUCAUAGAUUGUUUGAUAAUAUGGUGACCCAGAACAUCUUUCCUGAUAUUUUUACUCUCAAUAUAGUUUUGAAUGCCUUGUCUGAUGAAGGAAUGAUGGAGAAAGCUCAAAAAUUAUUUGAAGUAAUGAUUGAACAUGGAAAAGAGCGUGAUACAAUAAGUUACAACACCUUGAUUAAGGGAUAUUGUUUUCGAGGUGAAAUGGAUAAAGCAAACGACAUGUUUCAUCGAAUGACACUAGAGGGUGCUCAUCCUAAUACCAUUUCUUACAACACAUUGCUUAGUGGUCACGUAAAGGCUGAAAGAAUAGACAUUGCUCUGAAACUUCUCAAGGACAUGAUCUGUGAAGGAUUGGUGCCUGAUCAUAUAACACGAAACAUUUUGAAAAGCAUUCAUGCUUAUAGACUUGGAGCAUCCGUACAAUAAUUGUGGAUUUUAUAGGCUUGCAGAAUUCAUGCUGUGAUCACCCAUUCUUUGUUGAAAAUGAAACUACAACGUGACUUCAUGCCAUAGUCCACAAUUUAGUAUCCUAUACGCCGCUUCCAGAGGAUAUUAGGCUUAUUCCUUCUAAAUUAUGUCACUAUCAAGGUUCUCAAGGACAUGAUCCAGAAAAGAUUGGUGCCUAAUCACGUACAAAUAAAUAGAAAUUCAUGUUUGUGCACUUCAAGCAUCCUUCCUAUAACUCUCAAUGAGUUGUAAGAGUUCUACGCUGUGGUCAGACACCGCAAUCUGACUCAUACCCUUCCCAAGUCUGAAGUGGCUUUGUGGCCUGCAGCUUCACCAUGCAAUGGAGAAUCAGGAGGUCUCUUUUGGCCACCAUCUUCCCAUUUUGGUUUUUGCUUGUGGCUUGAUCUCAUUGCUUCUGAAUUCCCGCUGCAGAUUCAGCGCCAUACCAUUGCAUCCUAAACAACACAAGGCCUGGGGUUUGAACCACCUGAUUGGCACCUACAAGACAAGUCAUUAUUCCCAUCUUCCAAAAAUUGUAGGGUUUGGCAGAAGGCUCCAACUUCAAACUCAGACUCACAAAGUGAGUUAGAGGGGUUCUAGAUAUUAAAAAAAAUGAUGUUAAUUGCACAGGGUUGUAGCAUCGCUUAACGUCGGAUCAAGUAUCUUCUCCGUGGAGCUCAUUUUUGGUGACAUAGGACAAAGGUAAAUGUUUGUCAUACUUUGGGGUCUUUAUUUGUAAUGGUUAUAUAAUCCUGUGAUUCCUCUACGUUGGUGGGGUGAGUUCGCUAGGUAGUUCUAUAGUACGUUAGAACUCUAUAAACAGAAAUACUUAGGGGCCCGCAUAACACAAAGGUGGAGCCAUCCUUGUUAUGGUUGCAAGGCCCCCGGACCCAAUAGCAAUGCUCUUCUAUAAAUAGCUUCCUCUGUAUAUCAGAUGACAUUUUUCAGAUUAAUAAGAUUUCCUUGAUGUUUGUUGUUUA